CCCGCACUGACGGCCCAUGGCGCCGCCCGCCGCCCGCCUCGCGCUGCUCUCCGCCGCUGCUCUCAGUCUGGCGGCCCGGCCCGCGCCCGGUACCCGCCCCAGCCCCGAAUGUUUCACAGCCAACGGUGCAGAUUAUAGGGGGACGCAGAGCUGGACAGCAUUGCAAGGUGGGAAGCCAUGUCUCUUCUGGAACGAGACUUUCCAGCAUCCAUACAACACGCUGAAAUACCCCAAUGGGGAAGGAGGUCUGGGUGAGCACAACUAUUGCAGAAAUCCAGAUGGAGACGUGAGCCCUUGGUGCUACGUGGCCGAACAUGAGGAUGGUGUCUACUGGAAGUACUGUGAAAUUCCUGCCUGCCAGAUGCCUGGAAACCUUGGCUGCUACAAGGAUCAUGGAAACCCACCUCCUCUCACGGGCACCAGUAAAACAUCCAACAAGCUCACCAUACAAACCUGUAUCAGCUUUUGUCGGAGUCAGAGAUUCAAGUUUGCUGGGAUGGAGUCAGGCUACGCAUGCUUCUGUGGGAACAAUCCUGACUACUGGAAGCACGGGGAGGCUGCCAGCACCGAGUGCAAUAGUGUCUGCUUCGGGGACCACACGCAGCCCUGCGGUGGGGACGGCAGGAUUAUCCUUUUUGACACUCUCGUGGGCGCCUGCGGUGGGAACUACACAGCCAUGGCAGCCGUGGUCUACUCCCCUGACUUCCCUGACACCUAUGCCACUGGGCGGGUCUGCUACUGGACCAUCCGGGUUCCAGGAGCCUCUCGAAUCCAUUUCAACUUCACCCUGUUUGACAUCAGGGACUCUGCAGACAUGGUGGAGCUGCUGGACGGCUACACCCACCGUGUCCUGGUCCGCUUCAAUGGACGGAACCGCCCACCUUUGUCCUUUAAUGUCUCCCUGGAUUUUGUCAUUUUGUAUUUCUUCUCUGAUCGCAUCAAUCAGGCCCAGGGAUUUGCUGUCUUGUACCAAGCCACCAAGGAAGAACUGCCACAGGAGACGCCUGCUAUCAACCAGACCCUGGCAGAGGUGAUCACCGAGCAAGCCAACCUCAGUGUUAGCGCUGCCCACUCUUCCAAAGUUCUCUAUGUCAUCACCUCCAGUCCCAGCCGCCCGCCGCAGACCGCCCCAGGUAGCCAUUCCUGGGCACCAUCAGUUGGGGCCAGCGGCCACAGAGUGGAAGGAUGGACCGUUUACGGCCUGGCGACCCUCCUCAUCCUCACGGUCACAGCCGUUGUAGCGAAGAUCCUUCUGCACGUCACAUUUAAAUCUCAUCGUGUUCCUGCUUCAGGAGACCUUAGGGACUGUCGUCAGUCUGGGACUUCUGGGGAAAUCUGGACCAUUUUCUAUGAACCUUCCACUACAAUCUCCAUCUUUAAGAAGAAGCUCAAGGGUCAGAGUCAACAAGAUGACCGUAAUCCCCUUGUGAGUGACUGAAGCCCGGCCACACCUGGAUGGGAGACUCCACUCUAAGCUCAGGCUUGCUGGGGCCCUUUCCUCUGAGAACUCCCCUGCCCCUCCACUCACCUCCAUCUCUUUGGGGCGCCCUGCUGCAGAGGCAGUACAGCCUGGAGCCCUCCAUCACCUACAGCCUGGCUGCCCUGCAACUGUCUCCACUGGGGAUGUUAAGACCAGGCUGGGCUGAGAGGACACAGCUGGGCCUCAUUCUAGAAGACUCGUGGUGGUGGGUAGGUGUAGUGUAUGAUGAGUUUUCUUGCUUCUUCUCUAUUCUGUCCACAUACAACUUAGUUUCCCCUGAUCUUUACAGUUUGGAACAGAGCCAGAUGGAAAGAAUUCUCAGGUUUUCUUAAAGGUUGGCCUGGUUCCCCACCAAGUGUGUUCUCAGGGGCAUUAGCACCCCAGAGGCCCGGUCUAGCCUUGGAGCUUUCUCUGGUGCUAAGAUGUGUCAUCUAGUCUGAGGGGACUGAGAACAGGGCCACAGGAGAUGUUUUCUUUCUAAAGGGUUCUUUUCAAUACCCACUGACCUAUGGGGCAAGCCUGAGGAUUGGUCCAUCUGUUUGUCCAUGGAACAGGCACAGUGAACUUCUUGUAUACUAGACUUAACUCACCAGGCCCUCAAGUAGUUCCCAAUCCUGUGGAAUCUGAAUUCAGCCUGUCUUUCUGUCCUCAGCCAAAUCUUACUUCAAAAUCAGGAGUUUAAAGACAGGCUGUAGCAUGGAGCUGGGGCAGUAGCUCAGUGGUAGAGAGCUUGCCUUGCGUACAUCAGGCCCUAGGUUCUAUCCCAGGACUUCCAGAAAGGGGGCGGAGAAAGAGCAUGCGGGCAGCAUCUGUGGUUCCUACAUGAGGCGUCUAUUAUUUUAAAAGAAGAUCAAAACUACCGAGAGCUUUGUCCUUUGUCCCUUAUCAUGGGCACAGAAUAGUUAGGAGUAAGGGCUCUUGUCUUGCCACAUUGUCCCUUAGACAGGGAGGCAGAUGACAGCAGUUGGCAGGAAAAGGCCAGGCUUGGGAACUGGAGAUCCCCCCAGGAGAGGCUGAAAGACUGAGAGCCCCAGCUGCAGCUCUGAGAGGAACUUCCCUGAUUGAGAAGGCCUUCAGUCUGGAGUGGCCUUUGUCAGCAGCAGCCGAGAGGAACAGCCUGUGCCCUAAAAGUGGACCUUGGUCACUGUCCUGCCAGCCCUUGAGCCUCUGCUCUCCUGGAACCCCAUGCUCACCUCCCCUGAGUCUCAGCCACUGCCACUGAGGCCUUUCGUAGGGUUUGAGCAUCUCAUCUGCAGCUGCUGCCCCCCAGGACUAUAUGGGACCAUCUGGGAAUCAUCCUCAAGGAGAGGCAGCACGAGUACAGGCAAGGCAGUGACCAGAGUUGAUGGGUAGAGAGGCAACUGGAGGAGGAACACUCUAUCUCUACAGUGGGCUGGGGUGCUGGCCCAGCUCUUAUGAGAGGCCUGCAGGAGUACAGAGCUACUGGGGGUCAUCUUCUCACUUUGAUCUGGGAAAGGCUACAGGCUCCUGGGUGUGAAGACAGGCCCACCACAUACGAAGAGCACUGGAAAUAGACUGACAGGAGCAGGUUCCACUCCAGGCUGUCCAUACCAUUUGCAGGCUCUCCCCUGAGAACAAGAGUGCCAUGUGCAUAGUACAUAGAGGAUGUGGGUUCUUUCCCCGGGAAGGCUUGCUGGCCAGGACAUUUGUUCAGCUCAUAUCGCUGGCUCCUGGCUUCCUCUCGGACACCGCUCACCUGCUUCUUCAUAUCUGAGACACAGGAAGCCAAGCCCCAGUGUGGUGGCAGCUGCAGCUCAGCAGCCCUGUAUUGGUGUCCCCAGGAAGGGCAAUGGAUGUGCCCACGCUCUUCUUGCUGCUGGCCUGGCCCAGCCCAGCCCUGCAGGAUCCACUUCCUCUUGGAGGCUGGGGGGCACCCAAGGAAAAUCAGCCCACAUCCAACAACAGCAGGGGACAGUGGGAAGGGCUGUAAAUCAUCCAGGCCAGACUUCAGAAAUGAUAGUCACAGUCUGUUAGAACCUGUAGACAGCCAGUCACAGAGGGCCUUUGUGCUGGUAAACACCCGCCUGGAGCCAGGCGCAGAGGUAAACCUGAGGGAGAAGAGCAGCUCAGAAGAGACUGCUUGACCCUCAGAGACAUAGCUGGAGGCAUAGGUGCUCUGUGCUCUUCCCUUCCUGUCUCACUGCUUACAAAGCAGAGACAGAGUGGGAAAGAAGCCUGUGUCCUCUCCCACAUCGGCAAGGAUGGGGCUGAGGCCACCUAAAGUGAGCAAGGAGCCCAGACCUUCAAAAUGUGGGCUCUGGCUUCAGACUCCUCAGCCAAAAGCUCUCGAAGAUCAAAGCUCUGGCGGGUACAGCUGUCCUGGCCUCGGGGCCAGCCCAUGGGAUGUGCCUGGGCCAGGUGCCACCCCAUGCCUCACUGUCAUCCCAGCGGGACCCCACCUGAUGCUCCUCCUCAGCCUGUUGCCAAGGACAGUCCACACUUGACCUUCAGAGCACUUAGAAGUGGAUGGCCUCCCAGACUCUGUCAGCCUCUCUGCUGGGCCACACAGGUCUCCCAGGCCAGCUCCUCACUCCACAAGCUGCCAUGGUUACCUGGCUCUGUGUCUGGAAUCUCCUGCUUGGUGUUUGAGGUCUGCUUUGCGUACUACCCUGGGAACUGUUAACCUCCGAUUGGUCCCUUUGUGUCUUUGUUUACUGUCCUCUUCUACCUCCAGGCUACUCUCAACCUAGCUGCUCUGGCUGAGGGUGGGGGGACCUGCCAGCUGCACCCCACCCUGGUCUGCCAACAGAACCUGGAGACCUCACACAGGCUCCUGUCUUGCCAAGCUGGAGCUGAGCACACUGGCCGAGGCUGAGUGGGGCAGGGCGGACAAGUGGGAGGACAGUCUCUCAUGUCAGAGGGUGUGUCCGAAGGAAUACACAGAGGAAUCCUUUCUAGCCAGCACAGGGAGCUGCCAUCCUGCCACCUUCAUGGCACCAAGACCUUCCCGUUUCCAAUCUCACCCUCCAGCAGGGAUAUGAUUUUGGAUGACAAGGCUUUAUUUGUAAAUACGCUUUUAAUAUGCAACUUUGAGAAUAAAAUAGAAACAUCAUGUAUUUUAAAAUAUAAAAUGAAGUGUGACACUGUAUACAAUUUAAUAUAUAUUUUUAGGAUUUUGUUAUUUAAGAAAAUGGAAUGUGAUGGUACUUUUACAAAAGAGAGAAAAAUAUUAUUUUUACUGUUUGAAGAAAAUAAAUAUUCUCAUUGUUGUAGAAA
Molecule: messenger RNA, 4717 nt
Organism: Grammomys surdaster
Lineage: Eukaryota; Metazoa; Chordata; Mammalia; Rodentia; Muridae
Gene: Kremen1
Product: kringle containing transmembrane protein 1
Exons: 9
Coding region: 17-1438 (473 amino acids)
Biological process (GO): Wnt signaling pathway; multicellular organism development
Cellular component (GO): plasma membrane
Source: RefSeq, a predicted model, not a curated record